AUGACAGCUAGUGAGGUUUAUCGCAUCCAAGCCGUUUGUCAUGCAGUGUUUCGCUGGAAGUUUCUCCACCCUCACACGCCGAACCCUAUCAGGCUUCACACCCUGCCACGCAGGAAACCACAGAUCGUUGCCGAGUUCAGAAUCGAGAUAACCCUCACAAAGCAACGUAUUUCCAAAUCUCUUGGUUUUGACACGGCUAAGGUGGAAACGAAUGAGUUCUGGUUCACUGACGACGCAUUCCGCCCCAAGGAGUACAACCUCUGUUUGCGGGAAGGCAGGUUCCUCGAACCACAUUAUGGUCUGCUGUCAGGGGAUGCCACAUUCUUAAAGAAGUAUUCUCUAUAUUUGGAGUUUGAUCUAUCUCCAUAUCCCCCACGGCACGAGUGGAAGGAACCCGAUGGAGAGGCGCAGGCAGUACGGUUGUGGGACUACACGCAGUUCUGCAGCCGGGAGCCGCCGUCCAACGCAAUUAAAACCUAUUUCUAUGACAAUUGCUUGAUUAUGUGA
Molecule: messenger RNA, 507 nt
Organism: Aspergillus glaucus CBS 516.65
Lineage: Eukaryota; Fungi; Ascomycota; Eurotiomycetes; Eurotiales; Aspergillaceae
Exons: 2
Coding region: 1-507 (168 amino acids)
Source: RefSeq, a predicted model, not a curated record